UUGAUUCUCAAGUUGCGCAGUGCUCAAAUGGACCAGCGUCUUGAGCAUUGCGAUGGAGUGACGGAAAAUGACAGGAAGGCCGCCACUGCCCAGAAGGGGGUUGCCUCCCAAAAGACGCCGUGGCCCAGGCGAUUGGGAUGAGGACCUGCCUGCUGGUGACAGUCGGUCGCCAGAGCGCCCUCGAGAAGUACAAGUUCGGCGCCAGUCCUCGAGGCUGCUUGAGCGUGAUCGAGAUGUUCGAAUUGGGUCCAGAAGUCGAAGUCCACUAAGAAGGGUCGUUUUACCCGGAGGGCGACGAAGCUCAAGUAGAAGUCUCAGUCGCAGAGGUCCUCGCAGCAGGCCUCCAGGCCGCAUGACUGAAAACCGUGGUGCCUUGCUCCGCCGUCGUCUGGGUGCUCCUGAUGAUGGAGGCUGGGGACGGAGAGGUUCUGGACUCACGCUGACCCCGGCAGCUGGUGCCAAGCGUCGCGGAGCCAGUGAAGAGUUUGGGCCUGGGCGCCGCAGAUAUUCAACUGAUGUUCCCAGGAGGGGUGAAAGAGCAGAGGAUGACAGCUACAAAAGACAAGAUCCGGUUCAACGGAGCAAGAAAUACCGUCUCCGGCUUGAGGAUUGGAUUUUGGCUGUGAACCUUCUACUCAGCUGGGACGACCAAAAGACCAUCUCGGCGGCAGAGAUGGAAGAGUUUCUCUCGCGAUUUUUGGAGUAUGAUGCGAAAGUGAAGUAUCGGAUCACUCCCCGGCUGACUUCGGAGAUCUUUUUGAGGGGUAUUCUGCGAACCCUUUGGGACAUCGAUCGGCUUCUCCGUGUGAUGAAUCCCGGAGAGGAGCUGAAGAUGGUGACGGCCAAGAGCCCUCUGGUGCUGAGUAUUCUGCGGGUCAUGGCGUACGAGCUUAUGUGGACUCCAAAUUGCACCUCCCAAGGAGCCAAAGAAGGUGCUAGAGACUUGAUGGAGAAAGUCAACCUGUCCGUGAAGGCAGACAGAGACUGGAUUACAGACGCCAUGAAUCGUAUGGGAGAGGCUUUCGAAAAGGCACACAAUGAUUGGGACAAAAAACAUGCAGCGGCCAAAGAGAAGAAGCGCCGUGAACGUGCUGAACAAGCUGCCGCCGCUGCUGCUGGCGUUGGCGGGGACUUGGCAGCUGGAGGUGCCAAAGUGAAGCUGUCAGAAAACGCCAAAGCUGCAAAAGCAGCAAGAGCUGGGCGGAAAAGAGAAGGCGAAGAUCUGAGGGCAAAGCGCAAGGGGGCAGAUGCUCACUUUGGCAAUGCCAGAGCAUUGGCUGUCAAGGAACAGGCCCUUGCCGGAAAAGCUGAACAGGCUGCUGAUUCGCAGAAGUUGUCUCGAGCAGCUGUGGUGCGAGCUGUACGGCCCACAGCUGCGCAAGAGGAAGAACAUGAAGAUGAAGAGAAAGAAGAAAAAGAAGAGAAAGAGGGAAAAGAACAUUCCAAAGGCGGGAAAGAGGAAACGCAGGAAAAGCAGGAAAAGCAAGAGAAGCAGGAAAAGAAGGAAGAGGACCAAGGAGACGACGGAGACGAGGGAGAGGCAAAUGAAGGCACAGGUGAAGACGGUGAAGACGGUGAAGAUGGUGAAGAUGGUGAAGACCAGGAUCAAGCUGAUCAAGUCGUUUCCGAAGGUGGAGCUGAAGGAGAUGCUGAGGCGGAGGCAGAUGCCGAGAAGGCUGAGGAGGCUGAGAAGGGUGAGAAGGAUACCAAAGCCGCAGAAACUCAGGACCCAGAAGACAAAGCUGAGACUGGUGCUGGCCAAGCGUCAAGUGCCAAGGACUAAGAGAGAGAUACGCCGUGUGCAUCAAGAGUAGUGUGGAGACACCUGAUGAAACCAGGUGACUGAACAGGCCAAAGUGCCUGAAACCGGAGUGUCGAGCGACCUAGAACUCUGCAAACUCCCAUUCAGAGACAAAGC
Molecule: messenger RNA, 1918 nt
Organism: Cladocopium goreaui
Lineage: Eukaryota; Dinophyceae; Suessiales; Symbiodiniaceae
Source: the annotation of a GenBank genome assembly